Dichotomopilus funicola is the source of this 1749-nucleotide messenger RNA. RefSeq names its product DHS-like NAD/FAD-binding domain-containing protein. Gene Ontology annotation, molecular function: histone deacetylase activity, NAD-dependent; NAD+ binding. Lineage: Eukaryota; Fungi; Ascomycota; Sordariomycetes; Sordariales; Chaetomiaceae. Gene Ontology annotation, cellular component: mating-type region heterochromatin; nucleus. The record is from RefSeq and is a predicted model, not a curated record. The transcript has 2 exons. Bases 1 to 1749 code for a protein of 582 amino acids. Gene Ontology annotation, biological process: replication-born double-strand break repair via sister chromatid exchange; pericentric heterochromatin formation; negative regulation of transcription by RNA polymerase II.
AUGUCGGACACCACAGAGGAAAUCAGCGUCCGGACCGACGGGCCCCCUCCAACCAAGCGCCGCCGGAUUGCGACGGGCCCGAAAGAGCGCACGACCUGUCGCAUCGAUUUGGGGAGUAACGGUCAAGAAUGGGACGAGGAUUUGGACAGGCUGAAGAAGGCCAUGCAGAAAAAGAAGAAGAUUGUAGUUAUCGCGGGUGCCGGGAUUUCUGUGUCCGCAGGAAUUCCCGACUUUCGGUCGUCUACAGGCCUGUUCGCGACCGUUCGUGGUCAGCACAAGCUCAAAGCAUCGGGGAAACACCUUUUCGACGCGUCAGUGUACAAGCACGAUUCAUCGACCGAGUCUUUCCACACCAUGGUCCGAGAGUUGGCCCAGAUGACGUCUGCGGCGAAGCCAACCCCAUUUCACCACAUGAUAGCGUCGAUGGCCACCGAGGGCAGGCUUAUGCGCAUGUACACGCAGAACAUCGACAACCUCGAAACCCAAUUGCCUCCGCUAGCAACUAGAGUUCCAUUGAACACCAAAGGCCCCUGGCCAACAACGGUCCAACUCCACGGAGGGCUCGAGAAGAUGGUGUGCACCAAGUGCGGCCAUCUCGAACCGUUCAACGCAUCAUUAUUUGAGGGUCCAGAGCCUCCAUUGUGCGAAAAAUGCAAGGAGCAGGACCAGGUUAGGACGGCGUUUGCGGGGAAGCGGAGUCACGGGAUUGGCCGGCUCCGGCCGAGAAUGGUACUGUAUAACGAAUACAACCCAGACGAAGAGGCCAUCGGGAAUGUUUCUAAAGCAGAUCUCCGGAGGGUGCCUGAUGCGGUCAUUGUUGUUGGCACAAGUUUGAAAAUCCCUGGUGUACGGCGACUUGUCAAAGAGAUGUGCCAGUUGACCAGGAGCCGAAGAGGCGGUAUCACAGCCUGGGUCAACAUUAACCCCGAACCGCAAGGCACCGAGUUCAAGGACUGUUGGGAUUAUAUCGUGCGCGGCAAAUGCGAUGACCUCGCUGGCUUGGUUAGCUUGCCGCGCUGGGAUCAGCAGGAUAUUGGGGAGCGUGAAAACUACAUGGUUACGGGCGACGAGAAAAAGGAGAAAAAGUACGCCAAUGCCCAACGGCGUGGCGGCAUCGAGCUUCACCUUGGCUCCAAGCGGUCCAGAAGCGUGGAGGACGACUCAACUUCUUGCAAAUUGGAGUCACUUGGAUGCGCCGGCAUUCCCACGCCGGGCGCAAGCCCACGCGUACGGAGCCCCCUCCCAACUGUCAAGCCAUCAACCAAGGUCAAGCCCAAGCAGAGUACCCUCCUAUUCGCCAACGGCGCCCCUUCAACAGCGGCCCAGCCCUCUGCAACAACCACCACCAAGGCCCCUACCAAACCGAAGAAGCCCCGUCAACCGAAGAAGGCCCCCGCAAAGCCCCAAAACAGAGUCGACCAGGCCUUCCGCACGACCAAGGCGGCUGCAGCUCUCCCGCUCAAGGACAUCAAAAUCCUCGACCAAGGCCCCCCAUCCGAAGCCGGCUCUUCCGACCUGUCCUCCCCCGUCGAUGUGCCCAGCGACUUUCUCAGUCUCCCAUCCUUGCGCCCAACCAACAGCGUCCCGCACAGCUCCCCGCUUACCGUUCUUACCGGCCCCCCGAAUACCGACGGAUCUGUUGCGAAGCGCAUGCCUGACACGCCGGCCCGGGAGACAAAGAUGGUGCCGGCUUUGGGGACGAUAUCGCCCACAUCCAAGCCUAGGAGCAUGGGUCACCUUAUUGAUUGA